Messenger RNA from Ictalurus punctatus (channel catfish), 1644 nucleotides. RefSeq names its product solute carrier family 25 member 1a (gene slc25a1a). NCBI's taxonomy places the organism in Eukaryota, Metazoa, Chordata, Actinopteri, Siluriformes, Ictaluridae. The record is from RefSeq and is a predicted model, not a curated record. The transcript has 9 exons. The coding region runs from base 131 to 1228 and encodes 365 amino acids. Gene Ontology annotation, biological process: mitochondrial citrate transmembrane transport.
ACCAGCCCCCCCCAGUGGUGCGCCAAUGUGAUUGUGUUGGCUUUGUCUCAUUGGGCAGGACGCACAUUGUCGGGUGUUAUAUCCCGUAAAAGCGCAGUGGUCCGUUCAUUUUUUAUUUGCGCUCAGGAAGAUGUCGUCUCUGUACAAGCCGUUCAGUGUUUCCGAUGGGCCGUGUAAAGAUGCGAUAUGGAGACGCGGAUGCAAAUCUGUGCAGCAUCCCGCAGCGCUGAGCUCCGCGCCGUCACCACUACCACCGCCGGCAGGUUUGUGUGUCAUAGCGCGCAGUUUCACCCCAAUUCACAAUGUGUGCGAAGGAAAACGGCGUUUUGCUGCUGCUGCAACGAGCGGGAGGAAAAUCACUCACCCAGGAAAGGCAAUUCUCGCAGGUGGCAUUGCAGGAGGUAUUGAGAUCUGCAUCACCUUCCCGACAGAGUAUGUGAAGACUCAGCUGCAGCUGGAUGAGCGGGCAAAUCCACCUCGUUAUCGAGGGAUAGGGGACUGUGUGAAGCUGACUGUUCAGUAUCACGGUUUCAGAGGGCUGUACAGAGGCCUGAGUUCACUACUCUAUGGCUCCAUCCCAAAGUCUGCAAUUCGGUUUGGCACGUUUGAGGUCCUGAGCAACCCGAUGAGAGAUGAUACUGGUCGCCUUGAUAACACUCGCAGCUUGCUGUGUGGCCUGGGAGCGGGAAUCGCUGAAGCAGUGCUAGUGGUCUGUCCAAUGGAAACACUCAAGGUGAAGUUAAUCCAUGACCAGUGCUCUCUUCGUCCACGGUACAGAGGCUUCUUCCAUGGCGUGCGGGAAAUAAUUCGUGAUCAGGGGGUUCGUGGUACGUACCAAGGGCUGACCGCUACAGUACUGAAACAGGGGAGCAAUCAAGCUAUACGCUUUUAUGUCAUGAACCUUCUGCGCAAUUGGUAUAAAGGUGAUGACCUUACACGUGAGAUACAUCCCCUGGUCACGGCUAUAUUUGGGGCGACUGCAGGUGCAGCAAGUGUCUUUGGAAACACACCUUUGGAUGUGGUGAAGACCAGGAUGCAGGGUCUGGAAGCCCAUCGUUAUAAGAACACGCUAGACUGUGCUUUCCAGAUACUAAAGAAUGAAGGCCCACAAGCGUUCUACAAAGGCACGGUUCCUCGGCUGGGCCGGGUGUGUCUGGAUGUCGCCAUUGUCUUUGUCUUGUACGAGGAGGUUGUAAAGCUUCUGAACAAAGUCUGGCCGACAGACUGAGGACGUUAACAACUUUCUCUGUAGAGAACGAUGACUAAUGUAGACACAGUUGUCGGUGUCACUCAAAUGAUAAGGCUAAGUGUUACACUGAUCCCUGGCUGAGUGCACUGGGUUAGGCAGCCAUGUGUAUAUGAGGGAGGGUGGAGAAUUAAGCUCACAAGUGGUGUUCUGAUGCACAGUGUGUUCCUAAUGUUUGUCUAGCACAUACAUGCAAAGAGUAUUAAGUUGUACCUUCUCACUUGAUGCAAAACCAUGCAACUGUGUUCACUCGCAACUUGUUACUCGUGCUAAUCCACUUGUGUGGCAAAGCGCACAAUUCCCUCGUUCUCAAUUUAACCAACUUGUAUAGUUCUUAAAUUUUUCUAUUAACUGCACUGAAAUAUGUUUAACAAAAUAAAGGAAAUGGUUGAGAUGUA